Molecule: messenger RNA, 1019 nt
Organism: Microdochium trichocladiopsis
Lineage: Eukaryota; Fungi; Ascomycota; Sordariomycetes; Xylariales; Microdochiaceae
Exons: 2
Coding region: 11-568 (185 amino acids)
Source: RefSeq, a predicted model, not a curated record
CUUACGCAAAAUGAUGUUGCCCGUGAUUCGGGAUGACUCAUGUCAUGCUUCACUCGUUCAGCUUGCGUGUUCGGAAUCAUCGGCUCAGUUUUCCUCCGGAGCUGCUCGAGCUCUUCUUUGUCCCCUCUCCCACAGCCCUGAUUCAUUGGAUACUCGUGUUGGUAGGAACAAACGUUUUACUUUUUUCCCCUUUUCUUUGUUUAUUAAUUUAAUCACAUUACCGAAGACCGUCGCGACAACCAGCGCACUUUUGACUGAUAGGUUGUUAUCCCCUGUCGGCGGACUUCGGACGGGCCUAUCAAAGACGAGCUUCUCGCCCAGGCGGAACACCAUGCAGUACCUGCUGCCACCGAAAUGGAAACUUCCCCAACUCAAUCACCCUUGCAGGGCUGAUGGCCUUUCAUCACAAGAAUUCGCAGCUCGACACCUCCACCAUGCCGAUGAAGAUGACCGCGCGCGUCGCGUCUGGGGAGAUGCACGGUUACGAAGUAAUCGACACGGGUGCAUUCGGAUUCCUAAGCCCCUGCCUGGUACAGGUUCUCCUUGUGGUAUGUUCUCGGGCUGCUGAAGAUUUGAAGAUGUCGAGCACUUUGCCAUUGACAGGCGAGUGCCACCUGUGAUGGAUCUGGCUUCAACGCUCGGUGCAUGUCUCAGGAAGAUGACCUUGAAGUUCGAGAUUUGAAUUUCUUGAAUCACUUUGACAGGUCUGAAAGUUCACGGCUCUUGAUCCAGGUGACCCGGAAUCAUGAGAAUGUAGACCUCCGCGGACCCCCUGACAAGUCUCGCAGUGGAGGUUUGUCGUGCCUGUUAUUAUUGUUGCCUCCCUCGUUGGCAAGAUCUCUGCCGUGGUGGGCUUGUGAAGCACAUGCUCUUCGUGAACGGAUAUGGCUAGGCUUGCUGUCCCCCAAGCGAGUCAGCGUGGCCGCCCGCGCUGCUCUUGUCAGCGACUAUGUAAAAUGUAUCGUUUAGUGGAAGAAAAAUCUUCCUCUCGCCGACUUUAACAAAGGCAAAAACAAAAA